Messenger RNA from Williopsis jadinii, 2733 nucleotides. RefSeq names its product MCM DNA helicase complex subunit MCM4 (gene MCM4). The record is from RefSeq and is a predicted model, not a curated record. Gene Ontology annotation, cellular component: MCM complex; nucleus. Gene Ontology annotation, molecular function: single-stranded DNA helicase activity; ATP binding; single-stranded DNA binding. Bases 1 to 2733 code for a protein of 910 amino acids. NCBI's taxonomy places the organism in Eukaryota, Fungi, Ascomycota, Saccharomycetes, Phaffomycetales, Wickerhamomycetaceae. The transcript is spliced from 2 exons. Gene Ontology annotation, biological process: mitotic DNA replication initiation; double-strand break repair via break-induced replication; DNA strand elongation involved in DNA replication.
AUGAGUUCACCAAACGAUUCACAACACGGCGAGGGCCAACCGCCGGUGCCAUCCUCGCCGUUGUUCGUAGCGCCAUCCUCAGACGUUGAGUCCACAGCACAGGAGCAGAGGAGAAGAGCCGCCAACGCUGAGGUGAGCUCCCCGUUGUUCUUUCCUUCCUCCAACCCAGGCUCCUCCAUCGGUCAAGGUGGAGCAGGCUCAGGUGCAGGUGCUAGCUCUCCUUUGCACUACUCUUCAAGCGCCUUGGGCAAUCAUACCGACCUUGCCAGUGAUAUCCGCUCUGACAUCAAUGCCAGACGCCGUGCUGAGAAUCUCCGCCAUAUGAGAGGUGAUAUCCACGGCUCUGAUCUGUCAUCACCAAGGCGCCAACGUCGUGAGGUGCCGCAGGACAUGAAUAUUGGCAGCAGCUCGAACUUGAAUAGUGGACUGUCUGAUGGUGCCGGUGGUGACGUUGAUGCACAGGAGGAUAACGUUAGGGUUAUUUGGGGUACGAACGUUAGUAUCGUUGAAGUGACGCACAAGUUCAGAGACUUCUUGACGGGGUUCAAGAUUCGCCAUAGAAAGCAGCUUGACGGUGAUGACGUGGAUGCCGACUUCGACGGCGACGAUGAAGAUUUGUACUACAUCAACCUCAUGAAUGAGAUGCGUGAGUUGGGGACCACCAAUUUGAACCUGGAUGCCAGAAAUUUGUUGGCGUACCCUGCAACUAAGAAGCUAUAUCAACAAUUACAGGAUUAUCCACAGGAAGUCAUCCCGAUAAUGGACCAGACAGUGAAGGACUGCAUGGUUCAACUAGUGAUGGAUAACGAUCUCGACUUUGAGAUUUCAGAGAUUGAAGGUAGUAUUUACAAGGUGAGACCGUUUAACGUUUCCACUCAAAAGGACAUGCGUGAGUUGAAUCCAGAUGAUAUCGACAGACUAGUCUCCAUCAAGGGAAUCGUUAUCAGAUCAACACCUGUGAUUCCAGACAUGAAGAUCGCGUUCUUUAGAUGUAACGUUUGUGAACACACCACGGUGGUUGAAAUUGACAGAGGUAUCAUACAGGAGCCAACGGUGUGUCCACGUAAUGCUUGUGCACAACCCAACUCGAUGAUCCUUAUACAUAACAGAUGCUCCUUCGCGGAUAAGCAGAUUAUCAAGGUCCAGGAGACCCCGGAUAAUGUUCCAGACGGUCAAACUCCACAUUCCGUUUCUUUAUGUGUCUACGAUGAACUCGUUGAUAGCAUGAGACCCGGUGACAAGAUUGAAGCAACUGGUAUCUUCAGAUCUACUCCUGUUAGAGUCAAUGCAAGACAAAGAGUCUUGAGAUCGCUCUACAAAACUUUUUUGGAUGUUGUGCACAUUAAGAAAACCGACAAAAGACGGUUGAACAUUGACACUUCUUUAAACGUUGAUUCUGAUAUUUCCAGAAAGCAGGACGUUGAAGAGACUAGAAAAAUCACCGAAGAUGAUAUUAUAAAGAUUAAGAGCGUUGCAAACAGAUUGGAUGUUUAUGAGUUGCUUGCAAGAUCUGUUGCACCAAGUAUCUACGAACUGGAUGACGUUAAAAAGGGUAUAUUGUUGCAGUUGUUUGGAGGUACUUCGAAAAAAUUCACCAAAGGUGGUAAAUACAGAGGUGACAUAAACGUUUUGCUUUGUGGUGACCCAUCUACAUCGAAGUCACAACUGUUACAGUAUGUUCAUAAGAUUGCACCAAGAGGUAUUUAUACAUCUGGAAAAGGGUCUUCCGCUGUGGGUUUAACAGCUUAUGUUACGCGUGAUAUCGACACUAGACAGUUUGUGCUUGAAUCUGGUGCUUUAGUUUUAAGUGAUGGUGGUGUUUGUUGUAUUGAUGAAUUCGACAAGAUGAAUGAGUUUACAAGAAGUGUUUUGCAUGAAGCUAUGGAACAACAAACCAUUUCCAUCGCCAAAGCUGGUAUCAUCACAACGUUAAACGCUCGUACAUCUAUCUUAGCAUCGGCCAACCCUGUUCACUCUAGAUACGAUCCAACACUUCCAGUGACUAAAAACAUUGAUCUUCCACCUCCGUUACUGUCAAGAUUCGACCUUGUUUAUCUAUUGUUGGAUAAAGUUGACGAUCGUAUGGAUCGUAUGCUUGCGAAACACAUCACCAAUAUGUACCUCGAAGACACUCCAGAUAACGCUGCGGAGACGGAAGUCUUGCCUGUUGAGUUCUUGACGAUGUAUAUCGGAUAUGCAAAGCAGAACUGCUUCCCAAAAUUGACACCUGAGGCUAAGGAUGAAUUGGUUAAAUGUUAUGUCGAUAUGCGUAAAAUGGGUGAUGAUUCAAGGGCCAAUGAAAAGAGAAUCACUGCAACAACAAGACAAUUGGAGAGCAUGAUCAGAUUAUCAGAGGCUCACGCAAAGAUGAGACUCUCUGAGCUUGUCGAGCUAGGCGACGUUCAAGAAGCCGUGAGGUUAAUCAAGAGUGCUAUUAAGGAUUACGCGAUGGAUCCCCUAACUGGUAAAAUCGAUAUGGAUCUGGUUCAAACUGGUCAAAGUUCCACUGAAAGACGUCUGAAGGAGGACUUGACAAAUUCACUGUUCAAGUUCAUCGAGGAAUUACCAGAUAAUUCCAUCACAUUCAAUAACCUUAUAUCAGAGUUCAACAAGCAAUCCCAACUUAAUGUUGAAACCGUUGAAAUGUCCGAGGCUUUGAACAAACUUGUUUCCGAUAACCGUGUCAGCAUCAGUGGUGAGGGAGUGAGACGUGUGAUACACAGAGUAUUAUGA